AUGAAAGCUGAACAUGAACAAUGGUCUAAAAAUUAUGAAAAAAUUCAUAGUGUAUUCAUUGAUGAUGUGUCAUUAUUUAAUAAAUUAAAUGAAGAUGUUCCGUUAUACACAAAAUUAUAUUUAUCAACACCAAUGUAUCGUAUGGUGGAUCAUUUAAGUGCCAAACGCGAAGAAGAUACAAAAUUAAAAGAAUUAAUUGAUCAUUUUCCGUCGGAAAUUGUAAAAAUAUACGAUGAAAUGUUAUUAGAAGAAUUACCAGCUGAUCAUAGUGAUAUUGCAUUAAUUAUAAAUAAUAUUGGUUUAGUCUAUCGUGAAAAAGCUAAUUAUUCAACGGCUAUAAACUAUUUCAACGAUGCUUUGAAGUAUUUUCUUGCAAAUCUUUCAUACAUCGCUCAAAUAUACGGGAAUAUAAGAACACUUUACAGUGAAAAAGGAGACAAUUCAUUAGCAUUUGAAAAUUAUGAACGAUAG
Didymodactylos carnosus is the source of this 471-nucleotide messenger RNA. Lineage: Eukaryota; Metazoa; Rotifera; Eurotatoria; Philodinida; Philodinidae. The record is from the annotation of a GenBank genome assembly.